Messenger RNA from Pieris brassicae (large cabbage white), 6628 nucleotides. It is a transcript of the gene pHCl-1, whose product is annotated as glutamate-gated chloride channel. The transcript is spliced from 16 exons. Gene Ontology annotation, biological process: chemical synaptic transmission; signal transduction; regulation of membrane potential. Bases 374 to 2038 code for a protein of 554 amino acids. NCBI's taxonomy places the organism in Eukaryota, Metazoa, Arthropoda, Insecta, Lepidoptera, Pieridae. Gene Ontology annotation, cellular component: neuron projection; membrane; synapse. The record is from RefSeq and is a predicted model, not a curated record. Gene Ontology annotation, molecular function: neurotransmitter receptor activity; extracellular ligand-gated monoatomic ion channel activity; chloride channel activity.
CUGAAACUUUCGUUCCGUGUGUCGAAGGAAUGGAUUAACGUAAUUCAGCCUAAAGUUUUCGCGACCUUUGGUUUCAACAAAAAAUAUUUUUCUCAAGUUAUUUUUUUUAUGGAAAAAAUAUAUUGUGAAAACUACUGUGUAUUUUGCCGGUAAUAUUAGUGUGGACUGAAAGUGUUCGUGUUAUUUUGUUUCCGUUUGCUUGUAAGCUGGUAGACGUGUCCGGUGGGACCGCGCUGGUGGUACCAAGGAUCGAUACUGCGGUAGGAGCGGCAAAGAUCUGGACAAUAUGUUAGAUCGGCAAAGUAAGGCGUGGAGGCGUUGAGAGUUUUCACAUGAGGACAACAUUCUGCAGUCAGCAGGAAGAUGUCCUAAUAUGGGUUGGUCAUGCGUCGUGGCACGCGCCGGAGCCUUCUUGCUGAUGCUCACCAGAGUAUCAGCACUCACAUCCGACAUUUUUGCUGCGGGGAAAUCGGACAAAGAGAUACUGGACAAUCUGUUGAAGAAUUCUCGCUACGACAAAAGACUGCUACCGCCAGUAGACGAUCCAGUGUUCUGUUGUGGUCUUACAACACCAAACGACACUUUAGCUCAGAAUAGAGUCGGCCUCUCUUCCCUUCGGCCUCAGUCGCACAAUCGUGGUGUCCUCACCGUAAAUGUUAGCGUGCUACUUCUUAGUUUAGCAUCACCAGAUGAAUCUAGUCUCAAAUACGAAGUCGAAUUUCUACUACAGCAGCAGUGGUACGAUCCUCGACUACGUUAUUCAAACCAGUCUCAUUACGACUUCCUGAACGCCAUACAUCAUCACGAAGACAUUUGGUUACCAGAUACAUAUUUCAUUAUGCAUGGAGACUUUAAAGAUCCAAUAAUUCCAAUGCAUUUUGCGUUGCGUAUCUAUCGCAACGGCACAAUCAACUAUUUAAUGCGACGGCAUCUCAUUUUGUCGUGUCAAGGAAGGCUCAACAUUUUUCCAUUUGAUGACCCAUUGUGUUCAUUCGCCUUAGAAAGUAUUUCAUAUGAGCAAUCAGCAAUAACGUAUGUGUGGAAGAAUGACGAGGAUACACUCCGGAAGUCUCCAUCACUGACAACCCUUAAUGCCUAUCUCAUUCAGAACCAAACGAUACCAUGCCCUAUAAAAGCUAGUUGGAGAGGUAACUACAGCUGUUUAAAGGUGGAUCUCAUAUUUACGAGAGACCGAGCAUUCUACUUUACUACAGUUUUUAUCCCUGGCAUUAUCCUGGUGACCUCUUCCUUCAUCACCUUUUGGCUGGAGUGGAACGCAGUGCCAGCCCGUUCCAUGAUAGGUAAUUACAGCUGCCUAAGGGUGGACCUCAUCUUCACGCGAGAUCGAUCAUUUUACUUCACCACAGUUUUUAUUCCGGGCAUCAUUUUGGUGACAUCAUCGUUUAUUACUUUUUGGCUGGAAUGGAAUGCAGUGCCUGCUAGAGUUAUGAUAGGUGUUACGACAAUGUUGAAUUUCUUCACCACCUCCAACGGGUUCCGUUCAACAUUGCCAGUUGUCUCAAAUCUAACAGCAAUGAACGUAUGGGACGGCGUAUGUAUGUGUUUCAUCUACGCUUCUCUACUGGAAUUCGUUUGUGUCAACUAUGUAGGAAGAAAACGACCUCUCCAUAACGUCGUGUAUAGACCUGGAGAAAAUCCCGUUACGCAGCGUCUACCAGCAGUUCUCAGCAGAAUUGGCAUUAUUCUGGCCAGUCCUUUGGAGGCGAUGGCCAUCCUCCAUUGGAGAAAUGAAACUCCCCAACCGGGAACGAGCGGUGCUGGAGAUAAAAAGCGUGAAUCAACGGGUGCUGCGGACUUGGUGACCUGUACAGCAUGUACGGGUGCACCAGGAUCUUGCACCCAUACGACAAACAACGGUGGUGUUACAGAGCCAUGUUUCGUCCAGGUCCGUAAAAAAGAGCCUCCACAUCCAAUCAGAGUGGCGAAGACUAUUGACGUCAUCGCGCGCAUCACUUUCCCGACGGCCUAUGCCGUGUUUCUCAUAUUUUUCUUCAUCCACUACAAAGCCUUCUCUUAAUGCUGCCUUAUCCAUACCCGCGAGGUACAUUUGACCGAAAUGAACCUCGAUAUUUUUCUAAAUCUUCUCAUUUAUCACUGCUGUUUUGUACUUUGAGCAAAUCACGAAUCCUAAAAUAUUUUUGAUGAACAAACAAGCUAUUUGUGAUUGUGAUUAUACCUAUGAACUGUUUGUGACAAAAUUUAUCUAGGCGAAUACAAUUAAUAGAGUCGUUGCUGCUUACCUAAUGUUAAGGUAUAUUUGUGAUAGAAUGUUAGUGCAAUUGGAGUUUUUACAGGUUUUGAAAUAGGUUCCAUUAAUUAUACAAGACGAAGAUCGUUUCAAUGUUUAUGAUAGAAUAAUGUGGGAACAAAUAAAUGUUAAAUGUACGCAGAUUGAUUGAUAACUUGAUGGUUUUAUCAUCCUUGUAGUAAAGAAAUCUAUUUCAAACCUCAAUUCAGUCCAAAUGAGUAUUAGCUAUAUAAUAUGAGAGAUUAAAAUAAUUUUAUAAACAAUAAAUUAAGCUGUUUACCAAUUAUUAUAGUAGUAGUAUCAUGCAUUUUAGUCUAGUCACUUUCCUACACAAUGUGAUAUUCUGAUUUCGUAUGGAGCUCGAUUAUUACGACAGCGUUAUAUUAAAAACGUUUAAUUGCUUAGAUUAAGGUUUUCAUUGUAUAUGAUUAGUUGUAGACAUUAAAACCUAAAAAGCUCAAAUUGUUAUGUUGUAUAUAGUUUAUUCAUCUUUGAUUUAACCAAUAACAGUACAAAGUUAUUGAACAUUAUGUAAAAUAAGAAUGUAAGUCACAUUUAUUAUUUUUUGUCCCCCAUAUUUAUCAAGAUGUACUUUAUGUAAAUUAAAAGCCAUGAAAAUGCCUUCUAAGAAUUUUAGAAAAUAUUUUGUUUUGCCAAAUUAAUUUUUGAAACAAUGAUAAACCUUAGUAAGAAAAUAAUCCAAUGUACAAUUCUAGCUUAGUUUAUCUUUAUGGCCCUGCAAUAUAGGCAAGUAAUUAAUUAUUAAAAUUAAUUCAAAUAUAAACAUAAAUGAUUUAACAAUGCUAUUUUCUCAUAUAAUUUGAUAUUAUUACUAACUAACAUUUGCGCUCUCUACACUGUUCCUUAGCUUAGCUUAUAUUUCACAACGUCCAAGAAAAUUCUAAAUAUGUAAUAUGAUAAUUUAUCACCUUAUGUUAGCUGCUUAGACAAUCUGUAGUUCUUGGGUAAAGGGUUACAAUUUUGAUUUGGAUUAAUUUGGAGUUCGAGGCACGUCUACAAAUCGAUGACACCGUUUUACUCAUAAGUUUUUGUAACAUAAUUAUAAAUCUAUAAUACUAAGAAUAAUAUUAAUUUUCUCUGAUUGUUUUUUUUUGUUAAAGUGUUUUUUAUAUAAUUUUAAGUUAAGCUUUAGUUACAAAGCGUGGGAGCUUAUCCAUAAACAUUGUCAUUGUUUUACAAAAUUUCCUCAGUCAGUAAUCAAAAUUUCAUGUCUCAAUCUCCAAAAUAAGCUUUUAAUUUUCAAAGUUUUUCAAUAUUUUAAUCCGUCCAGCAGCUGCUAUCGAAUUAGAACAUUGACCCAAACAGACCUAUAAAAGUUAUUGUAACCUAUUGAUAAAAGAAUUUGUAUAAGUAAAUAAAUCGAGUUGUUUGUCACUUAGCUUAAUACAAAUGAAUACCCAAAAUGAAAAAUGUUACUAAGGGCAUGCUUAACUUCUAUAUUUCAAAUGAGUUAUCUUGCUAAUAAGAGUAACAUUGCUACUUAUUUAUAAUCACGUCAUUAAAGAUUUUGCUAGCACCCUGCUACUGCUUAUCACUUAAAUUAUGCGGACCAAAGUGUCAACUGUAUUAAAAAUAGUAAUUAAGUAGGCAUAUUGGUAAUUUGAAUAGUUAUAUUGAAAGUACCUAUAUAAGAACACGUUUUGGCUGUGCUUUGAAUAUUAUGAUAGUAUAUAUUAAAGAUAUAAAAUAACAUUUCAAUUAAUUUAUGUACGUAAUUGUUUUGCUGGCGAAAGCUUGUACGCGAACGUAGUAGUUUAAAUGGUAUUAGAGCGAACUUUGGAUGUAUAAUCGGGUGGAGACCGACCGAUCUUUAAUAAUCACGAAACUUGAAUAUAAUUAAUUCGUAUAAAUUAAUGUGAUUGCGUAAAGUUAAAUCUGUCGUCACGUGAACCAAUUCGAAAGCUAUUUAGCCCUUAGCUAACAUUUCAAUGCCAUUUUUUGAGAAGACGAUUAUAUGCCGUUAUGCGAAAAAGUGUUUCUUAUCAAACUUUCCAAGACACAACACAUAUUUUUUUAUUAAUUCAUAUUCUAUUUUAAAAUUAGUAUUUCUUUAUGCUUGUGAUCAUCAUACGAUUCUGUUUAAGGUGUUUUUAAUAAUCCAUAUCAUUUCAAGAUAACUCUCGUAAUUUUUUUAUGAAUGGAAAAUAUUGACUCAAUUAGUAAAUUCGUACAGUUUACUACUAUUAUUCUAUUCGGACGAAGUUUUUUUACUAUAAUGCGGUUUGCUUACAAACUUACGUGGCCUUGUUUGCAAAAUUCAAGCCCACUGAGAGCUUCUUAAGUCGUAUACAAAAAAAAUACAACAAAGUUAUUUGAUUCGAGCUAUAAUUGCUCUAAUUGUGUCUGCAGAUGAGUGACCUAAUUUUUAUCUGACUUCUAUAUUCCUUAAUACUUGGUAUGUUCUAGAAGAUUUCCUUAGAUUUUUUUAAAUAUAACAAACACUAAAACAUUGGUAACGUUGGUGAAAUUCCCCGUUGAGACUCAGCAUUCCUAUUUUUAUAAAACUAACAUCGCUUUGCUUAAAUUAUAUUAAGAUGAAAUUACAUAUCAUUCGCUUUAUAAGCUGCUAAAUUAUAUAUGUAUAUUUGUCUUAAAAUAUAAUGGAGACAUUUGUAACGAUAAAUGAUUUUGAUGAUAAUAAAUUCGUAAAUGUUUACGAUAUUUUGUUGAAACUACAAAAUCUACAAUUGCAAAUACUUAUAUAAACUAUACAUGUUAUGAUAUUUUAAAUUUAUGGGUACAACCCGCAACCGUUUUGCUACAAAUUUUAAUAUAUAAUUUUCCACACUUAGAUAUUUAAGUAUAUAUGUACCAAGUACCUACCUAUCCUUAAGCGCCUAUCGCUUUUAUGAAAAUUUUAAAAAUACCAAAUAAUUAUAAGCAUAUUAUAAUUAUUUCAUUUUCUUUAAGUAAUGUUAUAAGGGAUUAAAUAACAGAUUUAGUGGUACUCAGAGUCAUUCAUCACCUUAUCUCUAAUAAUUGUCUUGACGAACGAUGAAGAAGCUCAGCAACAACUACGAAUAACCGAUAGUUAACACCUGAAGUGGUGUGUGAACUGACACUGACACUGUCAUGUGUCAAGUGUCUUUGCUGCGUUAAAACAAUUUAACUUUAUAUGAACAACUCUGACUACGACAAUCUGUUAAUAUUGAUUUAUAGUUGGAACAUGUAUCACAUAAAAAUUAAAAUACGUAAAAUAUUUCACAAUCAAUCAUUUAGGUCGUACCGCCACAUUUUGUCACUUUUAACGUUUCUGCUCUUGUAUAAAGAUGAUUGUGUCAAGAGAUAUGAAAGGGAGUUGAGACAUUAUACAUCAUGCAUUGCAACUUGGCUGUUUAAAUAUAUAUAUAUAUAUAUAAACAUUUUAAAUGUAAUGUUUUUGUAUGUAUAUAUGCUAUGGAAUUGUAGCAUAUAAAAAUAGAUACCUCUUAUCAUAAUCUUUCUACUGCGUAAGGUUUAGAUAAUGUAUAUUUAAUAAUUCAGUUCACCCAAAAAGACAUUAGUGAGAUAAUGAACGCUUUGGUAGUUUUUAAAUAAUAUUCAACAGUCAACAGCCAUCUUAUGUAAGAAAAUGCACAGUUUUAUUAGAUCAAUAAAUGUUGUUAAAUUGUAAAGAAGCUUUAUAAUAAUUAAAGAGCCUCUAUAUUUUGGUUUCACGAAAAAUUACUAACAUUAUUUGAAUAUGCGGGCUAAAAAAUUGUGACUAGAAGUCGGAUUUUUAUUGAAACAUGUAUAAAUUAUUUUGUAUCGAAUUGUACAGUGCUGUUUAGUUGUAAUAUUCAAGGAACUGCUCUAAUCCCUGAUUUUCUUAAAUGCAAAAAAUUUGUUCAAACUCUAUUUUACUUAUUUCUUUCUAAAUUUUAAUAUAUCUAACUUAAUUCUUUGGAUAUGAUAUUUUUAGUUAAAUAUAAUGAUAUAAUUUUUAUUUCUAAAAAAAUAUACGCAUCGAAUUGUUAACAGUAAAGUGAUAAAAAUAUAAUAAUGAUAUCCUUUAUAAUUCAUCAACAAGUUAUUACAAAUUAUUUACUCGAUUAAAAUCGUGGUAAGUGUGGCUUUUUUUGGUUGAAACUAUAAAUUUAAAUUGAAAUACAAUUUUGCAAAAUGUUAAAUUAAACCUUUUUAAAACCACCAUAAAUUAGAAUGAUUAUUAAAUUAAUCUCCUAAGUAAAUUAAACUCAAAUUUGAAAAACUUAACGGCAUCGUUGGUUCUAUACUUGCUCGACAUAUAUUUAGUGUCUUAUACAUAUGCAUCCUCACGCAACACAUGCGCACGAAAGAUUGUAUUAUAAAUGAAUAAUGUGUAUUGUUGUAUUGUAAAUAAUAUUAAUGUAAAGGUUA